This is a messenger RNA of Symbiodinium pilosum, 579 nucleotides long. The record is from the annotation of a GenBank genome assembly. Lineage: Eukaryota; Dinophyceae; Suessiales; Symbiodiniaceae.
AUGGAGUUCGGAUUCCUUAGCCGGCUGUCACAUAUCUCGACUAACGGCUACUCUGUUGAACCAGCAGCUGUGAGCGUGAAAGACUUGGAUUCCUGGGCAACAUUUCAUUCUGAUCAUCUUCCUGUCCAGAUGACCAUGGUUUAUGAGAACACGCUCCAUCGGUAUGUUGAUCACAUCUUGCUCAAUGGGCAAGUCGUUCGCACCGAGAAGGAUGGCUACGGCAAUGUCACAUGGAGUCACGCGCCCAAUCCGACGCGGAACUCCACCUCCACAUUGCUCAGGGCCAUGUAUUAUGGCCCGGUCUCUGGACCUAUGCUCGGCCGUUUGAAGGAGGACAGCUGCACGAGGCAUGGUGCAUAUAAUGUAUUCACUGACAACUGCGGUGACUAUGCUGACAGCCAGUGGGAGUGCUGGGACGGGGAGGAUGUUACCAAUGUAGCAAAGCUUGCACGCUGCCUUCCCCAUACACGCCUUCUCAUGGAGUUCUGCAAGUUCUGGUAUCGUGAGCUGGGACAAGAAGAAGUGUACAGACGUUUCAACCUUCUGAAGGCCGUCGCCUUUCCAGAUUCUACCAGGUAA